UUAACCUUCACCACUGUAAAGCAGCUUCAGCUGCACUGCUGCUCCGUCUAACAGCUAAAGGGGCAGCCGACAUCGUCCUAAUCCAAGAACCUUGGGUGGUGGGACAAAACAUUUGUGGGCUGAAAGCGCCGGGCUACAGACUGCGACGAGGACACAACAGCGGUCAGUCUAAGUGCAAACGGACGACCAAUUAGGAUGGCAUCCAUGUACCUAGCGCAUGACAAGGAGGUGCCAACUACCUGCAUUAAAGACCUAGUGGCCAGCACGAGAGAGGCGCUAAUUUUGGGAGGUGACGCGAAUGCCCACCAUCACACCUGGGGCAGCUCCGAUGAUAACGAACGGGGUGAGUCACUUUUUGAUUUCAUACUUAGUUCUAAGCUUGUUAUUGCGAAUAGGGGGAAUGAUCCCACUUUUAUUACAAAAUCCCGAAGGGAAGUUCUGGACGUUACCCUUAUCUCUGAGAAUGCGGAAUGUCUGGUCGGGAAGUGGAAGGUGCUUGAGGAGCACUCCUUUUCCGACCACCGAUAUAUCCAAUUCGAGGUAUUAGGGGAAACGCCCAAGCAAGACAGAACUUGUACUGUUCACAAGAAGGUACAAAAUCCCCCCAUUGAUAACACCAAGGCUGGCACAGACCACACUAAAAUUAAGCGAAUCCGCUAAAUACCUGGGGAUAGUCCUAGAUAGAAAAUUAAGCUGGAUUCAAAACACCGAAGAGCGGGUGCGGAAGGCCACGGUUGCCCUAUACAGCUGCAGGAGAGCAAUCGGCCAAAAAUGGGGUUUAACCCCGAAGCUAGUGCACUGGAUAU
Rhagoletis pomonella (apple maggot) is the source of this 806-nucleotide messenger RNA. RefSeq lists its product as uncharacterized. Lineage: Eukaryota; Metazoa; Arthropoda; Insecta; Diptera; Tephritidae. Gene Ontology annotation, molecular function: catalytic activity. The coding region runs from base 196 to 660 and encodes 154 amino acids. The record is from RefSeq and is a predicted model, not a curated record. The transcript has 2 exons.